AUGUCCUCCAGCGCGAGGCGUAACAUUCACAAGGUCUCUCCCUUUGAGACUGCUGAACCACUCGGCGCCAAACUCCCUGAUCAGCGCCAGAGAGCAGCAGCGAGUGAGAAGACUGCCCAGACGUGGUUCUCACCUGCUCAGCCGCCCGCAAGCGAACUGCCCAAACUAGGCACCUUUUCCGAUGACGAAGACGAAGACACAGCAGCGACGACCAGCACCCACCACGAAAAACCGUACCCUGAGCCGUUCCUUCCACCCUUCUCCCGCCAACCCCACCCUAUCAGCUUGCGCACAACCGAGGAAAACUCUUUCGACUGGCAGCGUCUAAGAACAACCUAUAACCCCCUGAGCCCACCCCCCGACGACGCCACCACAGCCGAAGGCGUAAGACUCGGCGUUGUAGCUGAUGCCUCGGACCGCAGAUGGCGCGAGCAGGUCAUGCGCCUCGGCCGCUGGACCGCCUCGGGCCACACGGCGUAUAUUUCAGGUCACUGGGGCCCUCCCGAGCCCUGUGACCUGGACGAGCUGCGGGCUGUGGAGCGCCGAGCUCUGGAUAUUGAGUUUCGGCGGGCGCCUGUCAUUGCGCGUCGGCCGGUCAAGGGGGGUAAAGGAAGGAGAUGUACGGGGGCGUAUUGGGCGGGAAGGAAUCGAGUUUUGCCUUGGCAGGUUGAGAACCGGCGGACUUCACAGAAGGUGGCCGGGGUAGUUCGCAGGCAUGUUGAGGUCGCCACAGAGGAUGUGGUGAUGGCGGAUGACGACGAUUUGUUUGUCGAUGACGAGCAUGAGGAUCUAACGUUGUCUCGUCCUCUCCGCAGUGAGCUGAAGCGUGCACCGAAGCCCCGAGUGUUGUCUAGCCAGGACAAGAUUAAUACACGUACACGAACGCAGACGACUCCUCAGACAGCUCAGAGCCGCAAGAGAGAACGACCUGGGUCGUUUUCUGCCGCUGUGGACCAGCUGUCCCCGUUCGGCACGUCAAGAAGUAAUGAGGAUCACGACACACCCAUGGCCAAAACCAUUACCCAGCCAGCACCCAGUGGCGGGACCAUAGGUGAUGGAUUGUCGGCCUCGAGCCCGUCGACGCCGGCCUCUCGACGUGCACAGAUGGGUACUGUACUAGGCACGAAAACCUCCGCGGCCGAUAGUGCACAACAGCAGCGCCACUCUACCGUCACCGUCGUCGGCGCCAGCGCAGCAAGCGAGCACAGCCGCGUUCCCGUCCAGAGCCCGGUCGGACGGGACAGCCGUACUGUCUUGGAGCAGGAACCGCGUCCUCGCACGCAGGCCAGGAUCGACCUGGAGUUUAAUCCUGUCCGAGCCAGUAUGGUAGACAAGCAGUCACAGAGACAGCGGCAGCACCGAGACCAGCAACAGCCUCUGCUACCGGUCGCCCAGCAGAGUGAUCACCCAACAAAGGGAGAGAAAGGGGGAAGACGAGGUGACCAGACCUGGAACCCAUCGCACGGCAUCAUCUUCGGUGCACCACCCAAGCGCGGCCGACGAACCACCACCAACACCCUUGCCCAAGUAGCUAGCCCUAUCCCACCCAAUAUCACCUCCAUGAACGAUCCAAAUACCAGCGAUGAUGACGAUAACGACGGAUACGUCACCGCCGCCACAACUAGCUCUCGGACUCAGCCUCCAGCAGUAGCACCACUCAUCCCCCGCCCAGGCUCCCCCCUCUAUACCGCCACCGCCAACAACCUCAGCCACCUCUUUGAAGAGCAAAUCCGCCAUGCUGGUGAAGCUCUUCCCAGCACAUUGACUCACCCAGGAGGCGAUCCGACUCGCCCCCUCACACGGGAUGUAACGGGCCUCCCCUCGCUCGGUGUCGAUGGCAUCCAGAGCUUUAGCGAUAGCUGGGAAGAGGAGGACGAAGGCUGGUCGCGAGGCGGUAUCGCUGCUGCUGGUGGUGGUCCUGGUGCUAAUCUGACGGUGGCGGCACCUCAAAGCCCAAGCGGCCGGUCUGUGCACAGUAGUGAUGCCGAGGGGACGGACCGCAGCUGGCCCAACGAGCAGGCUGACGCUGACGGGCUCGAGUGGUUCGCACCAGAGUACAUCUUGCCCACCCACCGGCCUGUGGGCGCUGGUCCUGCGAGUGGCCGUCGUGUGGCUGUGCUCGAAAACGCUCUGGACAGGAAGAAGGGUGGUCAGGGGAGCUCCUUGAGCACGCAGGACAAAACGAGCACCCGAGGCGGCUCACGAGGGAGGUAUGGUGGCAACAGCAAGUCUUCCCGGCCAACGGUUGCUGCAAAGGCGGCACUUGUUGGGGGUUCUGGUGCCGAGGUGAUGGCGAGGGAGAAGAGGAACGGCUGCUGGGGGAUUGAGGACGCGGAGUGGGACUGUGUAUACGCGGCGCUCCGGGAGAAAAGGUUCGGGCAGAGGGCAAUAGAGGUACCCAGGUGA
Molecule: messenger RNA, 2406 nt
Organism: Cryphonectria parasitica EP155
Lineage: Eukaryota; Fungi; Ascomycota; Sordariomycetes; Diaporthales; Cryphonectriaceae
Exons: 3
Coding region: 1-2406 (801 amino acids)
Source: RefSeq, a predicted model, not a curated record